Populus euphratica (Euphrates poplar) is the source of this 1114-nucleotide messenger RNA. RefSeq lists its product as uncharacterized. The record is from RefSeq and is a predicted model, not a curated record. The transcript has a single exon. The coding region runs from base 141 to 1034 and encodes 297 amino acids. Gene Ontology annotation, cellular component: membrane. Lineage: Eukaryota; Viridiplantae; Streptophyta; Magnoliopsida; Malpighiales; Salicaceae.
ACACUAAUUAAGUUUCCAAGAGUUUAUGUGGCAAUUAUUAUAGAGUAUAGAUCCUUCUUCAUGCCUCCGAUCUCUGGUGUUAAUCUGACCCUUUUUCUGAUUGUAUUAAAAAACAUUGCUGUUUACAACCAAGAUCCAACAUGAGCUUGAACAUCAUCUGGUUGGUUCUCAGCUUGUUUUUUUCACCAUUUGUUUACAGCUCAGACAACUUUACUACUGAUACUUUGGAUACAUUUCUUCAGGAUUCUGCUUUUAAAUCCUUGGUUCGCCAGUGGCCUCACACUGGUGCUUUAUACAAGGGUCUGAUUCCUGUGAAUCUAUCAGGUAUGGAAGUCUCAAUAGUACGAAUCAGAAGCCGGACACUGUGGAAAAUUGGUGCUAAUUUUAGCAACUUUCAGAUUCCAUCCAGAACCAUGACAUCGCCACAUGUGAAGAGGCUGGCUAUAGUCUAUCAAGACUUGGGCAACUGGUCUUCUUAUUACUACAGCGCUCCAGGUUACUCAAUGAUCACUCCUGUUGUUGGUUUCAUGGUUUUCAAUGCAUCAAACGCAAGGGCCGAAAGCACUGAGAAGAUUAGCCUUGAUACAAGGGGAAAGGCUAUAGUAAUUCGUUUCGCCAGCUCAACGAUGCCUGAGAGCAUGAUAGUUUUUGGAGCAAAAUGUGUAACAUUUAGUACUAGUGGGAAAUUUCACCUUAGUGAAAUCAACCAGUUUAAUGAAUGUCAUUCUCAAGAUCAAGGCCACUUCUCUAUUGUGGUUCCACUACAGAGGAAAGGAAGAGAUAAGAGGAAGCGUAGUCUGUGGUAUUUAUGGGUGAUAGAGUUUGUGCUUGGAUUCAGUGUAGUGGCUUUUCUAGGAUACUUUGGGAUAGUGUCUCUGAAACUCUUGAAAACGAAGAAGAUUCAAGCAAUGGAAAGACAAUCUGAUGAAGAUUUGGUUCUUGAUACUAUUUGGGUUGGCACUAGUAAAAUGCCUUCUGCAACAGUAACAAGAACUCAGCCAAACCUUGACAAUGGAGGUUUUUUAGAGUCCUAGAGUAUAGACCUUUUCCUUUGAUCCUUGCUUAAAUCCUCUUCUUUGUUCAACUCUUCUCUUUUCCCUAGUAUUUCUUUUUU